This is a messenger RNA of Musca domestica (house fly), 753 nucleotides long. RefSeq lists its product as uncharacterized. The record is from RefSeq and is a predicted model, not a curated record. Lineage: Eukaryota; Metazoa; Arthropoda; Insecta; Diptera; Muscidae. The coding region runs from base 348 to 695 and encodes 115 amino acids. The transcript has 3 exons.
UACAUAUACCGUUGAGAGGAUAUAAAUGACAGUUUAUGUAUACAUACAAUACCGAAAAGAAAAACAUUCAAAUUUAAAAUUCUAUCCGUUAAAAUGGAAAAAAUUGAAAUUUUCAAAAAUCUUUUUAUCCAAUGUUGUGCUCAAAUGCAGAAAAACAGACAAUAUCUGCAAUAUAUUAAUUUAAAACAAAGGAAAUUUUUGUUCAAAAUUAUAAUUUUAAUAAAAAAAAAAAACGUUGCGAACAACAAAGCAGUUUAAAAGCGUCCAGGAGAAUAUGGAAAUUCGUAAGUACUGCAUUAUUUUGGUACUAUCCGGUUGAUACAUUCUAUCUCAUUUUCACAUAAAUAAUGCAGGAACGGCAAGGGAAAUUUUUUGAAUUGGAUAUACCCAGAUGCACAGACAGUUUUUUUAAAGAAAGCUUCCGGAUGAGUCGAGAAUGUUUUAGAAUCCUAUGUCAACGAGUAUGUUCCUUAGAAAAGCGGGACACUACUUUCAUGAAGUGCAUUCCAUUAGAAAAAAGGAACAAGAUAGAUGAAAAUGUCAAAGAAUUCGAAGCAAUGGGCUUUCCUCAAUGCUUUGGAGCCCUUGAUGGAUGCCAUAUUGAAGUCAAACCUCCAAAAAAUGAGGCAUAUGACCACUAUAACUAUAAAGGCUGGUACUCCAUGGUCCUGUUGGCUUUAGUGGACUAUAGGUAAUGGUCAACAAACACUAACCAACAUUUUUAUAAAUAGUCAUAUCCCUUAAUUUUAGGUU